GUGUAAGGAGUUAAAAAUACACUCCAUAGUUGAUACCAUAUUUUACGGUUAUUGUUCAGCUUUUUGGUGAUCAUUUUGUAUACCUUUUAUGUUAAUCAAGAGGAUAAAUGUCUGUUACGUUCGUAUGUACACCUGCUUUCUUCAAUAAGCGGAUUCAACCGCAUUUACCGGUAAAUAUAAAGGUCGAGCCAUUGUCGACCUACAUUUUGUGUGAUCAACUAGAAGAUUUUAGAGAGUGUGUGGAUAAAGCGGCAAACACACAGAAAACUGGACAACCAGGAUGUGCACAGUUGCACCUUGUCCUCGUCAACAAGCCAGACGAGCCACAAGCCAGCGAUCAACCCGAUCCAUCAAGCUCAAACACCGUCCCGACCAUAUCGCCGUCGGUAACGACUGAACCCACACAGAGAUUCGACCCUGACCCUCCUCCUGUUGAGGUAAUUGAUGUUGACGCAGAAAACGGCGCAGCCCCUGUCUUGCAUCACACGUGGGCACCGGGAUCCAAGUCUCGCUCUGUUUUGCGGUCCCUCCUUCGGACGAAAUUUAGUGUCGCGGAUCCUGGGAAUCAGUUUAAGGAUGCCGGGCUAGAUGAGACGCCGACAACUGCAAGUCCACCUCCGGCUUCCAGUAGCGGACCAAUUGCAAGAAGCAUAUCACAAGUGUCUGACAGCCAAGCUGCCGACCUGCUUCUCAAUCUAAAAAGAUCGUCGGGACCAUUGCAAGCCAUGCCUGAGCCUCGAGCAUAUAACCCCAUCCCUCUAAAUUACCCACAGUCAUCAGCAUCAUCAAAUAACGCUCAGGAUUCAAUCACCGAACUAGUAAAACUUUCAAAGGGCCACAUUGAAAAUCAGCCAGAUAUAAACUGUGUCGUUGCCAACCAUGUGCAGGGGAAUAGUCCAAGUACCACCAGCAUGCAAAAAGUCAAAGAUAUCACCUCUGUAGCAAACCAUGGAGAUGAAAGUGUCGUUACAGAUGGUAGUAGAAAAACUAGUAUACUAAACGAAAACAUUAUUUCAUCAUAUAAAGCACAGAGUAAGGUCUGGCCUGUACCGCAAAGUUAUUCUUGGCAGACCAAAAAAACAAAUAAAUCUCGAGGCGAACACUCGCAUAGUGACAUGGGUGUGGAUGUCUCCUCAACGAAAGCAGGGAUUAAAAUUGAGAAUGCCAUUGUUAUAAAGGAUGGAAAUGAGGAUGCUGCUCCUUCUGCUGUAGUUAAAAUUGAAAAGAGUUACGAUAAUAAGAUGUCAGCUAGUACAAAUAUUGAAGCGGCUAAGUUUCGAGACUUACGCAGACUUGAAGAAACCAUACGACUUCAAUCGAGCAACAUAAAGACGGAAACUAGAGAAAAACCGGCCCCUUCUUUUAAAAUGAAAAGAGAAAAACGUGAUGGAAAUGAGAUGGCGUUUAGUACCAAAACUGACAGGGUGAAGUUUCUUGAAUUAAGCAAACUUAAUGAGAGCAUGAAAACCCAGUCAGUGAAGACUGAACCCACAGGGAAACCUGUCCCUUUACUUACAAGUGUUGUGGACACAAGGACAAGAGUGAGCUUGAAGCAGGCCAUUUUAAACCGGCGACGGGCCGAGGGGAAACCCAGCAUUGACCUUGAAGACGAGGAACGACGCAAACGGGCCAAGGUUAACACAAAGGACUGUUUGACUGCAGAUGAGGAAAAGAACAUGCUACGCCGGCGGUGGUUGGACGCGCAGAGUGCGAAAAAAUACAGACGACGACGAUCCAAACUGAUCUCUGGGCUCCUUAAGACGAAGACGGACCUGAAAGACAAACAGAACGUUCUGAAGAACAGAGUCAACUAUCUUAGUGAACGCGCGGUGCUGGUCCGCGCAUUGGUGGCGCUGUUUGCUGAGAACAAGCUUGACGAGAACGCUGCGUGCAUGUCAAGCAUUCGCCACUCGUUAUGGACGGAGGGCAUCCCGAUUAAGGUCAUUACUGAGUUUGUAAGAAACAGUCUCCAAAAAUACGAAGCGUCAGGAAGUGCUGAUGUCGUGAACAAGUUUGACACGUUGCUAAAAUUGUACCAGUAUGCAGAGGAUCAAAAGAAUGCGUUGCCAGUGUUGCCAGAUGAAAACAGCCAUGCUAAGUCUGUCAUACUUCUAAGUUCUGACGAUUCCAGCUCUCAUUUUUCCGGCUCUGGCAUUUUUGAACGCUCCAAUAGUGUCAGUAGUUGUGAAUUCUCAUCUAGCCAAGAACCAUCUGAACUUUUUUCUAGCCAGGAACAGUCUUCACAAGAAACGAUGACGUCAUCACAAGAAACAGUGACGUCAACACAAGAAGAAAACAAAAGUAGUAGUUAUAGUAGCAGUACGUCAAGUUUAGGGUAUAAAGAAAUGGGCGUCGAUAGCGAUUCAGACGUUGAGCCAUUGGCUCUUGUUAUAGAUUUGGAUGAAGAUGUCUGAUAUGAGUGGAUGUGUUUGACUGAGUAAUUUUCCAAGCCAUUAAAUGGCUGGACAAUAGAAAUUUAUUGACGACAUUUAUAAACGUUCUAAAAGGCAGAUGCGCGAAAAAGAUUUUUUUCAAAAGUUUUAUUGCCAUUUUUUCAGAAUGAUAAGAAACUGCUUUAAAGUUCAAUUGCUUCUUUGAAAUGUUUUGUUUAUUGUAAAACGAUCAAUGUAUAUAAAAUAUACACUGAUAUACACAUCAUACCUUGUACAGGUUAGGAAGAAAGCCAUUCAAUAUGUUCAAUGAACUGUUUUGUUUGUAGUGUAUUGUUUGUUUUUUGGGGCACAGGUUUGUUUUAUUAAACAUGGUUAACAUUGGUGCAUAUAAAACGCAUUGUCGUUCAUUCUAAUACCAAAAUAUCCAGUUCAGUUGGGUUGUUCUGGGAAUAGAACGAAAAUGCAAAAGAAGAUUUAUAUCAUGUUUCAAACGAUAAUUAUAAGGUAAUUUUAGACAAACAUUUAUCAAAUAUGUACAAUCUCAGGCAAACAUGAGGAUACCGGAUAGGUAAAUAAUCAAAAUAGUCCUAAAUUGUAUUUUUUUAAAUAAUGUACAUGUAUUUGAGCAUUUCCAUCGACUAUUCUCGAAGAUCUCACGCCCUGCCACCUAGCUAAUUUCUUUUUGUCUGUUUACAAGUAUUUACUGCAGUAUGGCAUUGAAGUUUUUACCACAACUCCAUCUUUCUUCUCCAGAAGCUAGGGUACAUGUACAUGUUUCAAAUAUAGUUUGUCAAACGCAGUUUUGUUCGUACAUGAAGUGAAAAUCUGCGUUUAGCAACACGCAGUGAAACGGAUUAAAGAUAAAAACUAAAUUACCACCGUCAUCGUUAUGCAGAUGUUUUGCACUCAAGAAAAUAAAAGUAUGUUUUUUUUUGUAUACCUCGAUGCAUUGAUAUUGCGCACAACGGCCCGACGUGACAAAGACUUGUCAAAACGGCGUAGAAUACUGCACCGAAUACUCUGUGAACUCUCCUGUAUUUAAGAUGAUUUUCUUAUUAUAGGCAUUUGAUUCGGGUUAAAGAUAAAUACUAGCGCGUGCACUCUCUUUGAAGAUGGGCGGUGUA
Molecule: messenger RNA, 3517 nt
Organism: Mya arenaria
Lineage: Eukaryota; Metazoa; Mollusca; Bivalvia; Myida; Myidae
Exons: 6
Coding region: 108-2414 (768 amino acids)
Source: RefSeq, a predicted model, not a curated record